AAGCGAAAAUGGAUCGCAAAAUACCGUUGGAUUGGUAUAAUUUCUAUGGGAGGGAGAAAAUACUUUUUGGAAAAAUAUCCAAAAAUAGGAUAACCCAAACAGUCCAGGAUAACGAUGGGCGGCCGGGGGGUGUGACUACUUGAACGUAGCAUUUUAUAUUUCAUUCAAGUUGACCCAGAGUUCAACUUUAUUAUAAGCAUAGAACAGCUCGCUAUUUCUUCGACUCCUAAAUUGAAAACAUGGAUAAAUUAUGAUAACGUGCAAACGACCAGUGGUGAUUGCAGAACACUGAUAAGCCGAGCGGAUAAUUGCUUCUGAUUCUUAAAUCGACUAGAGAGAAAGUUAUAUUCACGAAACAAAUGAUGAUAAAUACUAAUGAGUUGUGUGGUACGCUUCAUCGGUGUUGACACAGGUGUCACGGGAUGUAUUGAAGUGGGUAAUUUCCAGUCUUAUGACGGGAUUAUAGGGAGCCAUCUUUUUACGAAAACUCUUCAACUCGAUAAAUUGUAAAUAAUUCCCACAAAGCCGCUUAUCACUAAGAUAAUUCAUCAUAAACAGGAAAGAUGGAAAAACAAAUUGCUUAUAAUAUUUCGAGGAAAAAAUUAAUUCACAUGACUCCGUGCAAUAAACGGGAAAUUGCGCACAGUAGCGCGUGUGUUAUUCCCGCUUUCCGCACGUCAUGUGAAAUGUGUAUUUUGUAAUGCAACAACUGGAUAUUCGGAACUUUUAUUGCUUAAUGACAUAAUAUAGACUAUUAGCCUACAUUGUGAUGAAAAAUAAUGUUCGAUACUUGUGAGAAGAGCAGCUUGUGGCUGGGGGAAAGGGUGGAAGGAAAACCUUGGGCUGUAAAAUUCGCGAGUAAUCCAAUGCGGAAAAUAUUGUUGUGGUACGCAAGUAUCAGAUGUGAAUUCAAACGAGAGUGAAUAACAGUCACCACACUACAUUUUUUUUCUAUUUCUGGUGUCUCAUCUUUUCCGCAAUGGAAAGACGAGUGCGUCGCCGCCUUUCGUCAUCAGUGACCAAUUCAACGCAAUUUCAUUGUCCCCAUGAGUAAUUCCCGGCUACACUGGACGGUUCAAUUUGCAGGAAUUUUAUAUCCAUUGAUUCCUAAUGAGAAGAAUUUAAACCUGUUCUUCCUAGAAUACAAACUCUAUCAUUUCCUCAUCUGUUAAAGAUUUUCGGGAAAUUCCCAGUUGUCCCAGUGUUUUUAAAUGUGAUAGAGGAAAUAUCUAGGAGCGCAUUCGAAUAAAGCCGAUAAUUCAUUCUUGAGAUCUGUCGCCGAAACGUUAAUUCGACAAAUUGAGAUGGAGGUUACAUUAUCGCGAAUGCCUCCGACGUGAUCGGUAGUCAAAUAUUGUCCCGAUGACAUGACAAAUUAUUACUGUCUCGGGAUCGUAAUUUGAUUUGUCUCUUCAAGGUGAAGCGAAGAAAAAAAAUGUGGGGUUAUUUCCACUCAUGGUUUGAUGAUGCGUCAUAGUUUAUCUGUGACAAGAUUAAUGAGCAAUUGUAAUGAUUCUAAAGUAUUCAGCUUCAAUACCUCCGGACAAUUUUUUGAAAGAAUUAAAAGCCUUAAAAAAAGAAAUUUCUAUAAAAGCUCUUCAAUUUCUUCGGGGUUCCUAAUUUCCCUGACGCAACUACGUGACGUCUACCGUAAUUGCUGUGACGCAAUCAUCACCACGCACCAAAUCAAUUAGAAAAAAAUCAGUGAUCCAUUGACGUUGAAUCGAUAUUAUCGAAUUAUUAUCGAUAUCAUGUUCUCGACGGUUCUAUCGGACUGUCCCGAUAAUAGGGAGAAUAAGUGUGCAGAUUACCCAGGGACUAGCCAGUUGCUUUCAGCGCUCGUCAUCGUCGAUUAAAGAUCCAACGAAUUUCAACAAAUAUAUAUAAUUUUGGGUUUAACCAGUAGAAAACGCGUGGUCACUGUGCAGCCGACUAUUUUCGAUGUUUCUCUUCGAUAUUGACAGUUCACAAAUGUCCCUCGAGGAGUCACGACGCUCACAAAGACCGUAUCGCUAUGGUAUGGUGUUAUUAUGCGUUGGUGCAUUGAUAAACUGGCUGGGACUUGCUGAAAAUUACGUUGAACCAGUUAGAUACGUCGGUGUUGCGUGUAUAGUUGCUGGUGCACUUUUAAUAUGCGCUGCAAUGUGUUGUUGGUUACAUGCACCACCAACUAGGACUAAUGUACAGUCACAACAUGGGGGGCAUCCACAUACAGUGCAGAUCGAUGAUCCCAUACACGUGAUAUCGAUGGACGAAUCGGCAGUUAGUGCGAGACAAAAACCACCGGACUACGAGGCCGUUGCUGACGCGCCACCGAGUUACGACGAUGCUAUCAAGUUAAAUCCAGGACAACUGAUACCAGCGGGGAACAGUGGUGUCAGUGGAACUCUCAACGGGGUAGCUAACGUUCCAGGAAAUGGUCUUGCCUCUGAUCAACCGACCGCACCCACACCACCACCGCCUUAUGCCAGGUGAGACCCACUGUCAGGCAGUUCUCAUGGGCUCCCACGAGUCCACCGAACACUGUCAAACAACUCUCGAUCGUACAAUUCAGUUCGUCCAACGAAUUCAAAUCGAUUAAGUCAAAUGGGUGUGACAAGAUCGACGAGAGCUGCUAGCCUAGUAAGUGGUUACCGUUCGUACGAGGUCAGACCAGCCAUAAAUGAGGCGACAAGACUGCGAGCCCAAAGUGUUCACGUACUUUACGCACACGUACCUUUCAACAUGAACAGAUGAGUUCAACUUCAUCGAGAACUUGAUGAUAAUCAAUCAAAAAAUGAAGAACGAAUGUGGCAAUUUUUGCAAUUAUUCAACGACCAAUCGUUUGACGAUCAUUUACUAUUUAUAAAUGAUGAUAAUUGUACGGUACCUGCCUCAAUGCAUUCCUGAUUUGUUAUCACAUUUCCGGAGAUGGGAGAAAAACAGUAAAAUUAAUGAAAAUGAAGCAUUUUAUGCAGCAGAAGAGUGCGUUAUGCGUGUUAUAGUGAUGAUGAAUCUAGUUCCGUCAUCCGUUGUGGAUGAUUUUUGUAUAAAAUAGCUUGUAAUGGUGUAGAUAGCGAGGGGAUGAGUGAGUAAUUGAGCGAAUGUGAUAGGUUUCAAGUUUAUCGAGCGAAAUGGGGUCGAGCAAUUUUCGAAUAUUUGACGAUUACGAAAAGAGAUUUAGGGGGAGGGGUCGGGAGAUGCUAGGGGAACAAAAAUAUCCUAUAGAACAGCUGAACAAAUUUCCGAUUUCUAGAGGUAGCCCUGAACAUUGCCCAUUAGCUUCUGAAACGAUUGUGAAAGAAAUUUUUGAGGGCACAAUCGAAAUCGAAAUCUGGAAUUACGAUACUAAAGGACUUCCUCGAUAGGGGAACGGAUCGGAAAUUUUCAUGAUUCUCCGGUGACACUGGAUUUAAUCCUCUGUGACCACUCCUUCCAGAGUGAUUGGCAGAAAAUAACAAAUUCUUAAUUGUGGAAGAUCGAGCAUUCAAUGAAACACUUGUUGUCUCGUUGACAUAUUUAUUUCCUUCGUUGAUUGUGAUUUUCAUCCAUAAAUGCUGCAAUUCUAAUUAGAAAUGUGAUGUUUAUGAAAAUCAUACGAGAAAAUUUGGUUUUAUACGUUCAGAAAUGAAUAAAUAAAUGAGAAAUACGCAAAAA
Messenger RNA from Diachasmimorpha longicaudata, 3636 nucleotides. RefSeq lists its product as uncharacterized. The record is from RefSeq and is a predicted model, not a curated record. The transcript has 4 exons. Lineage: Eukaryota; Metazoa; Arthropoda; Insecta; Hymenoptera; Braconidae. Bases 1942 to 2475 code for a protein of 177 amino acids.